AUGGUUUCAAUUUUAGAAUCUCGAUCUUCAAUGAAUAUUGAUUUCGACAAGAACUUCGUUCAAAUCAUCGAUGGAGUCGUGUCGCCAACCAAGGAAAGGCGUCAAGUUACCAACCCUGCCAACCGAGAAAUGAAUUCCGAAGUUCCACGCGCAACCAGAAAUGAUCUUGAACAUGCUGUCGAGGCUGCUAGAAAGGCUUUUGUAACCUGGUCGAAGGUUACAUACGAGGAACGGCAGCGCAUGGUGCUCGAAUUUGCUGAUGCGAUAAACGUUUGCUACAACUUGUUUUCGGAUCUUCUUGUUCAAGAGCAAGGAAAACCAAGACACCAGGCCUGGACCGAGGUCAACCAGGCCAUUGGAUGGAUUCGAGGGAUGAUAAGAAUCCCGAUCAGGGAUGAAACGAUUGAAAACGGCCAGCGUCACAUCGUGAAGACCAGAUACUUUCCCCUCGAAGUGGUUGCUGCAACUUGUUUAUCUUGGGACUUUCCAAUGUUCAACUGCGCAGCAAAGAUUGCACCAGCUCUUCUGAUGGGAAACGUGAUUAUUGUCAACCCAUGUCCCUUUGCCCCGUCUUGUGGAUUGAAGCUGGUUGAGUUGGCUCAGUGUUUCUUUCCUCCGGGGGUCGUUCAGUCUCUCAGUGGAGAUAACAGCCUAGUUGAAUUGAUUGCCCGCCAGCCGAACAUUGACAAAAUCAGCUUCUCUAGAUCCACAAAAACCGGAAAAGACGCACUGGCACUGGACCUCACUAGGAAUAACCGGAAGCAUGACAAGAUAGCAUUGAGCGGUAAUGAUUCUGCAAUCAUAUUCCCUGAUGUUGAUAUUGAGCGAAUAGCGGAGAAGGUGGCAUACUAUACAUUUCUCAACUCUGGUCAGAUCUCUCUCAAUAUCAAACAAAUUUACGUCCACGGAUCCAUCUUCGAAGAAUUCAAAGCAGCCCUUGUGAAAGUCAUCAAAGUGUACAAACUGGGUGACCGUUCUCAAGUUAAGACUACUCAUGGGCCAAUUCAAAAUCUCAUGCAUUAUGGACGAGUCAGAGAUCUUUUGAAGCAUAUCGAAAACCACCAUUGGAACAUUGCUGUGGGCGGCAAAAUCGAUCACUUACUGGAGUCUGGCUACUUUAUCCCUCCAACUGUGAUUGACCGACCCCCAGAGAAAUCUCAUAUCGACCGAUCGUUACUCUUCUAUCUUGGAAACCCGAGCAAGAUGUCAUUGCUCAAGCAAACAACUCCAAACGGACAUAGGGAGAGUAGCCUAGGUACUGAAUGGGGGUUUGAUGGACUCAAGGGAUUCUGCACCGUGCAGAAUUUGACUGUUAAUAAACCCUCUGCGAGUAUUCAGUCUGGCCUUCCCCUGAUUCACCACAAGAAGUGA
Molecule: messenger RNA, 1371 nt
Organism: Penicillium malachiteum
Lineage: Eukaryota; Fungi; Ascomycota; Eurotiomycetes; Eurotiales; Aspergillaceae
Product: aldehyde dehydrogenase domain-containing protein
Exons: 8
Coding region: 1-1371 (456 amino acids)
Molecular function (GO): aldehyde dehydrogenase (NAD+) activity
Source: RefSeq, a predicted model, not a curated record